Gasterosteus aculeatus aculeatus (three-spined stickleback) is the source of this 4228-nucleotide messenger RNA. Its product is annotated as TLE family member 5. Gene Ontology annotation, molecular function: transcription corepressor activity; protein binding. The record is from RefSeq and is a predicted model, not a curated record. Lineage: Eukaryota; Metazoa; Chordata; Actinopteri; Perciformes; Gasterosteidae. Gene Ontology annotation, cellular component: nucleus; transcription regulator complex. Gene Ontology annotation, biological process: regulation of DNA-templated transcription; negative regulation of canonical Wnt signaling pathway.
UGCUCUUCUCCACAAAGCAGAGGAAAGUCAGGGGCUCAUGUGUCAACAUCCAGGGUUUCCCCGGGGAGGUGUAACGUUAACGUUAGUCCGCACAAAAAAAAUCAAAAGAAUAACUGGUGCUCCUUUUUAGAGCUUUUUAUUUUUGAGUUAGCCCCGCUCGUCCUCUUAGGCGGCGGUUUCUCUGACCGCGAAGACCAGGCGACGAUCUUCGGCUCUUGCUGCUUUUACGUUAGCUAACGUUAUUUUAAACGAUGACAGAGUACAAAGUGCGAAUAGCGUCUCCAAUCAUUUAAUAAUAUCUGGGGACCUGUUAGCUUAGCCAGCUAGCCCGGCAAUUCGAUUAAACCAAAGGGAACACGGCGAAUCACACUGCUGACAUGAUGUUUCCCCAAUCAAGGCACUCGGCAUCCUCUCAGUCCAGUCAACCUCUCAAGUUCACUACUUCUGACUCCUGUGACCGCAUCAAGGAUGAGUUCCAGUUCCUCCAAGCACAGUACCACAGUUUGAAGUUGGAGUGUGAUAAACUGGCCUCCGAAAAGUCAGAGAUGCAGCGCCACUAUAUCAUGUACUAUGAAAUGUCUUACGGGCUGAACAUUGAAAUGCACAAACAGGCGGAAAUAGUGAAGAGACUGAAUGGCAUCUGUGCUCAGGUGCUGCCUUACCUGUCACAAGAGCAUCAACAGCAAGUCAUGGGCGCCAUAGAGCGGGCCAAGCAAGUCACGCCUCCUGAGAUGAACUCCAUUAUACGGCAACAGCUCCAGGUGCAGCACCUGUCCCAGCUCCAGGGCCUGGCCCUGCCUGUGACCCCGCUGCCCCUGGGCCUCACCCCGCCGUCCCUGCCGGCCGUCUCCUCCAGCUCCGGCCUGCUCUCCCUCUCCUCCAUCCUGGCCAACUACUCCCAUGGCCAGGCCCAGGCGGCGAAGGAAGACAAGGCCCGGGAAGCCGCGGAGAGGGCGCCCCGGGGAGAGGACGGGGACAAGUCAGACUAGUGCAGGCACGCGGCAAGGAGGUUUGGAGGGGGUUGUUUGGGGUGAAGGUUUAAAAAAAAAAAAAAAAGGUAAAACUGUAAAUGGAGAUUGAUGUAAGUCUGGCUGCCUGUCUGCUGAGCGUUAAUAUAGAAGAGCAACUGCAGGGAUGACGACAUGCGGGGAGGACAGAUUUUUGGAUGUGCAGAGAACGAAACUGCUGAGUGGCUGAGAGUGAGCGUUAAAUGUUCUUAUUUAGUGGCAAUAGACUAAGUUCAGGCUUCUAGACUUAAAAUAGAUGCUUUUUUUUCUUCUUUUUUUUAAAUUUUUUUAGUGUAAACCACCGUUGUUGGGCUUAACCAAAAUACCCCCCCCCCCCCCCGCUGAGGAUAAAAGCUAACGGCAGUGUCGCUUACACAGAUCUGCCUCUAGUUUGUAUUUCUGAAGAGUUUUUCCUACUGGCUCGUCUGCCAAUCCAAGUUAGCAGUUUUGCAACAUCUGUUUUCUCCACUCGGCAUACAACAGCACCAUCCAUUUUAUGUAAUGUCCUUUUAGGAAUUCCAAAUUGUUGAUUUGAGUCAUAUGGAGAGGGACACAAUUCAUUUAUGUUCUAUGAAUCUUAGUUGGAUGUUAAAUGGGAUGUUUUUUUCUUCUUUUUUUUUUUUUAAAGAGCCUUUAAAACCCUUCAGACAUAAAUCCCCUCCCUUUGCAUUUUCAUACGACCAGCCACUGGAUGCAUUACCUUAGCGGUGUACCUCAAUCCUGAAUACAUAGGAUUUAAUUUGAUUGAAAACCAAUAGUUUGUACAGAUGUUAGUUUACUCAUCUUUGAGCCGGAGUAGUGUUUCAUAGACCUCCUGAUGCUACGCGCAUUAUGUGGACCAUGAAUCACUAAAAAUGGACUUUAUUUUGACAUGUUUUCUGGUUUAGAGAUCGGAUAAUUAGGCAUUCAAAACAUGUUCUGUGUGCUUGAGUGAAUGUUGUCGGAAAGAAGAAAACCCGUUGUUUAAUUUGACUUCAUUCAUUUCUCAAAACACCUGUUUAGUAUUUUCCUUACACCACCACCCUGCUCCCGCCUCUUCUCACACCGGUCCACCCUUUAACCUGGAUCUAAACUUCAGAACCAGAUGGUCGUAAAAGAUGUAAAAGUACUGUAUUUCUGUAAGUUAGAAGAGCACUUCAGUUCAUACAGAUACUGUACCAAGCACCUGUCUUUUCCUGUCUUGCUUAACUUGUGUGUAUUUCUUUUCUUUUUUUGCAUUGUCUCUGUGGACAAUGUGUCCAGGGUGAGUUGCUAAAGCUCCGUUACAACUUCAACCAGACUUUGCCUCAGAAAACAAUGUAUUUAAACCAGAUUCCCACAGUCACAAUUUGUCCUGGUGAACUAAUAACUGUGUCCCUUUGCAAAAACAAAAUUGAGAUAUUUCCCCAUUUCCGUACUAAAUGCUUAUUCUAUACAAUAUAUACUGUCUACUUGGCUCAAUAUUGCUCAGCACAAACUGUGUAUAAUGGAUGUAGCCUCUUUUAGAGCGAUACGGACGGAUGGCGCUUGAUACAAACUAGCUUUUUAUCUUUGGCUCUUGGACUAAGCAGGUUUUGAUUAUGUGCUGUGUUCACUCUUCAAAAGUCAUGAAAUAAUGUCUGCUCAUAACUGUCUGUGUGCAAACUAAAGAGAAAAAAAACAUUUUACCUUUCUCAAUUUUUUUUAUUUUUUUUAUUACACGCUAGAGCUGCAUUACACCUUAAACCCCGCAGCUCAUAUAUCUAAUGUGCACAGCACUGUGGGUCAAAAUGGCCGGAGAAGCACGCUGGCUUGCAAACUGCAAACGUACUGUGUGUUCAAAAACUCAAACCACUACACUGUUUAGUAGACCAGAAAUCAAUUUAUUAUGACCCGACACGUACUAUCCCUGAAAUAGCAAGGCGUUCUAUGAUAUCCCUUCGCAUGUGAUAUCCCUUAGCCCCCAUGUUUUUUGUGAUUAUCUGACCCACAAUCCUUUGCACAGCAAGAGCAAGGAUUUCCAAAUUCAAGAUUCAGUUUAAUGAGGAAGUAGUAUCUCCCCGUUGAAUGCAACUCUUUCAAGGUACUUUGUCCAGGGCAACUGUCUGAUUUGGAACACAUCUUUAACCUUUUCUGGAAUAUUCAGUAGUAUAUUAAUAUGUAUAGGAUUGCAGUUGAUUUGACUCAUUGCAAGGUAAAAUUUCUGGCAACAUCUCUGACGUUUGUAGGGAAAAAUAGAUAAAAUAUUUGACGUGUUGACAAAUUUCUUGAGUAAAAUAUCUCUUGGUAUAUUGCUUGUACUGUACAUGCAUACUUUGUGUUUUUGUAGUUGGAAUGGAAUUUGGACAACCCUUGUGUUAAAGGAAUAGGAAUGUUUCAUAUUUUGGCAGCAGGGGGCAGCAGCGCUGUGUUCACGUUCACGGCUGCCCUCUUCAUUUCCUGACUGGGGCAAGCAUCUGUAUGCUGCAGAUGUUUGCUGUUCUUCCCCUACAAUGAGAGUGGAUUCCAGAGCUUUGACAACCCACCUUUUUUUUUUAGCAUCUGAGAAGCUCUGUGAUCGGAGCUUAAUUUUUUCUCCAUUUUAAUUUGAAAGGCACUUAAGUUGUGGCUCAGUGCUCUUAGUUUUUCUUCUUCCUGUCUGUGCUAGUGUUGGGGAGGUGAGGACGUUCCCUCCGUUGAGAUUUGACCUUAAUAUAUAAAGUGCAAGAACCGAUCAGUUACUCAUUUGCACUGUAUAUGCUGACAUCAGUCUCUGUAGAAAACCUCUUUUGGCAAAACUCAGACAUAUGAAUGGUAUGUGUGUUUGUUUUUGCUGUGAAGGGCCAAUUUGUAUACAUAUGAAUAUAUCAAUAUACAUAUUUUUAAAGCAUUUUUGUAUGUUUCAAAGCUGCUUUUUAACGUGUGUGUAUCAUGGAAGACUUUUGGUGUUGUAUGUGUGCAUUACAAGCCUACAGUUAAAGAGAGGCACAAUGUUGUAUACCAUGUCGUUUUUUCCUGUUUUUUCUCCCAUUCUCUCAGUAGGCAGUAACACUUAACAUUGUUUUCUAGGUUUGUAAAUGUUUUAUCUUUUUCUUUUGUGCAAACAAAAACCAGUUUAAUGUGUUUAUGAACACGGUCUCAUUUUAAGAUACCUGGGGCGAAAAAAGAAAAAAAUACAAAGAUGUAAACAAGCAACUGUGUACUCUAAUGAGAAUGAAUCAACCUUUUAGCAGUAAGGAAGCUUCUCUGGUGCCUUACAAAUAAAAGACGUGAUUGAGAGUGCU